GGAGCGGAGCCGGCCAUGAGCGGGGACGGCGGGGACUGGGACCCGCCGCCCGCGGCCGCUAAGCAGCGUCGUCUGGACCCGGCUCGCCAGUCGCAGAAGGAAACAGAGGCCGCACAGGCUCUGGCUGACAUGACGGCCUGGAGCAGCGGGAGCCUUGGCGGCGCCGGCCAACAGGGGGCGCGCGAAGCCGCCGCGCCUGAGGAUGCAGCCGGCCAGCAGGGGGCGCGCGAAGCUGCUGCCGCCGCCGCUCUUUUUCCGAGCUCUCCUGCCGGGGACUCGGGCGCGGAAGGGACCCCGGGAGCCGCCGGCGACGAGGCCAAGGGCAGCCCCGUGGCGGGCGACAUAGGCGACGGCCGCGAGAGCAGGAGGAAGAGGAAGGAGGCCCGCGAGAGGCGGAGGCCCGUCGAGGCGGAGGAUGAGUGCUCCAUCAUCUCGGUGGGGGAGGACGACGACGACAACGACGACGAGGAGGAAGAGGAGGAAGAGGAAGGCGAGCCCGGAGGGAGGCCGCCGCGCAAAACGGAGCAGUACCUGGAAGCGCUGGAGGCCGUGCAGUUGGAGCUGGAGGCGGUGAACCAGCAGGCCGGUCGCGCCUUCGCCCAACUCAAGGCCAAGUUCGGCCACAUGCGCCGCCCGCACCUGGAGCGGAGAAACCUCAUCGUCCGAAAUAUCCCCGGCUUCUGGGUCACGGCCUUUCUCAACCAUCCCCAACUUUCAGCCAUGAUCAAUGACCGGGAUGAAGACACCCUGAGCUAUAUGACCAAUCUGCAGGUUGAGGAUUUCACCCAUGCAAAAUCAGGCUGCAAGAUCAAGUUCUACUUCAACAGCAACCCCUACUUCCAGAAUGAGGUCAUUGUGAAGGAGUUCCAGUGUGGUUCGUCCGGAAGACUAGUGUCCCACUCUACACCUAUCCGUUGGUGGCGUAGCCAGGAUCCAGUAGCUCAUAGCCGGAAGAAUUUUGGCCGCAGUUUCUUCACUUGGUUCUGUGACCACAGCUUCCCAGCAGGGGACCGUAUUGCCGAGAUAAUUAAAGAGGACCUCUGGCCCAAUCCGCUGCAGUACUACUUGAUGGGGGAAGGUGGUGAAAAUGGUGAAGAAGACAGUGAGACAGAGAAUGGUGAUGACUUUGUGGUGAUUGUAGAUGAUGAUGGUGAAGAAGACGAUGCGACAGAUGUGCAUGAGAUCAUGGAUGAGGAGGAGGGUGGGCGAGGUGAAGCUGUGGAAGAGGUCCUGAGUGGCCAAGAAGAGGGUGUUACCGAUCCCAGGUCCUCUCUCCGUGAGGAACCAGAUGGGAAAGAUUCUGAGGCAGAAGACGAUGGCUAGAUCAUUAUGGAAAGACUGUCUGGUUUGACUUCUCAUGGUGACCUCAGUGGCACUUUGACCAAUUGCACUUGGACAUGGCAGGAUAUGGUGGUGGGAAGUUUCAGGAGCAGUCACAUUGGUUAUUUUGUACCUUUAUUUAUUACAGCGACUGCAUUUCCCUCCCUGCCCUGGGGGUGUGUAUGUUGCCACACAGCAGCACUCCCCCAUCCCCAUUGUCUGAUGCUUAGCAUCUCUUCCUAUCUGCCUGCAUGGGGGCUAUAUGCAUACUUGCCCUGUCCCCUGUUGGCUACUCAGGGUAUAGCCUGCCCAGUGGCCUUUUCAAAACAGCUCAGGGUUCCUUUCUUCCAUUCAGCAUUAUUAAGCUGCUGACUUUCACACCUUCCCUGCACUUCUCCCUGUGAGGAUUCUACUCAUCCUGUAAACACUUCAGCUUUAGAAUGCCCUCUAGAGGCCAGUUAGUGCCUCCUGCAGUUGAAACAUAGUCCUUACCCUGCUUCCUCCCCAUCCAAAGAGUAAGGCCCCACAUUUUUGGAAGUCUGGAAGUCUUCUGACACUAGUACUCUGCCAAUUCUCAAUGGGUUUAAAAUGGUCCCUGCUGAUUCAGAUGCAGGCCUUGCACCUGGAGGCUUUGCCGAAGCAAUUAACAGCUCCCUAGUUGCACAAUGUUCUGCUUGGGGUUGUUGUGUAUGAGGGAAAAGAAUGGCUGGCUGGGAGGAGGACUGAAGCACUCUGCUUCUGUGUCCAGGGAUUUCCUAAAUGUUCCGGGGUACUGUGGUGGUAUGGGAAUAUUUCUUGCAGCAGCAUGGCACUAUGAACAUGUAUGUGAUGUCACCCCACCCUUUAACUAUGUAUUUAUGCAUAGUUUCCUAGCAAUGUUUCUAAAGCAUCAUACCUGGUUGGGUCCCUUCCUUAUCCUUAUCCCCAUGGAGGCUGCUCUAUGCAAUGCUACUGAUAUUUGUAGAAAGGCAACUGUUUUCCUUGGCUGAGUUUUUUGUAUAUUUCGUAUCAGGACUUUGUACGUUUUUUUUUUUUACUACAAAAAAGCACUUAAUAUACAGAGAGCUUUCCAA
Lacerta agilis (Sand lizard) is the source of this 2393-nucleotide messenger RNA. RefSeq names its product TSPY like 2 (gene TSPYL2). The record is from RefSeq and is a predicted model, not a curated record. The coding region runs from base 16 to 1323 and encodes 435 amino acids. NCBI's taxonomy places the organism in Eukaryota, Metazoa, Chordata, Lepidosauria, Squamata, Lacertidae. Gene Ontology annotation, biological process: nucleosome assembly. Gene Ontology annotation, cellular component: nucleus; chromatin. The transcript is spliced from 7 exons. Gene Ontology annotation, molecular function: chromatin binding; histone binding.